This is a messenger RNA of Meleagris gallopavo (turkey), 847 nucleotides long. The record is from RefSeq and is a predicted model, not a curated record. Lineage: Eukaryota; Metazoa; Chordata; Aves; Galliformes; Phasianidae.
UUGGUGCUGGAGCCGCUGCACGUGCUGGUGCUGACGGGCAUCCUGGCGCUGGUGGGCUCCCGCGUGGCCGCGCUGGUGGUGCUGGAAUUUUCCCUGCGCGCCAUCUCCACCCUCCUCUCCCUCAGCAAGGGCGCCCACAGCAUCCAGCUGCUCGUGCUGUGCCAGUUCUCGCUGGGCUGCGGGCUGUCCUGCGGCCUCAGCUUCCUGCUGGAGGAAGCUCCCCAUGGGACCUGCAACCUGGUGCUGGCGGCGGGGCUGGCGGGGCUGCUGGCCGUGCAUGCCCGCCGCUUGGCUCUACACACCUGCACCCUGUAUGAGCUGCACAGCCGGGCACGGUACUGCGGCAUCUGCAUGUUGCUGCUCACCUCUGGGCACGGCGUGCCCCGGCUGCUGCGCAAGGCUCUGGUUGUCGCCUUCGUCGUGGCUGACCUGGCCGCCAUCGCGCUCAUCAAUCGUGAUUUCCUCUCGACGGCGGAGGCCGUCCGCUUCUGGACGCCGCUCACUAUCUGCUACACGCUGCUCGUUGUUUACAUGCAAGAGGAGCAGCGGUCAGGCACGGGCAGGCAGUCAGCCUACCAGACAGUGCUGGUGCGCAUGGGAGGACUCUUCAUCCUCCUCUUCACUGUGGGCCGCUGGACGGACCUCCUCCACAUCUUCCUCUCACUGCUGGGUGAGCUCUGGUGCCUGCUCCACACCGGCGCCCUACUAGAAGUGUGCCGGCAGCAGGAUUUCUCCCAGCUGCAUCGACCGACGUCAGGAUCGUCCUGAGGUAUAAGCAGGGAUGAAGAACUCAGAGCAGCUCCCUAAGUCCUCCCUGCUGUGCUGGACAGCCGCUAUGCAGACACGG